Molecule: messenger RNA, 921 nt
Organism: Ramularia collo-cygni
Lineage: Eukaryota; Fungi; Ascomycota; Dothideomycetes; Mycosphaerellales; Mycosphaerellaceae
Product: probable dehydrogenases with different specificities (related to short-chain alcohol dehydrogenases)
Exons: 1
Coding region: 1-921 (306 amino acids)
Cellular component (GO): intracellular anatomical structure
Molecular function (GO): oxidoreductase activity, acting on NAD(P)H, oxygen as acceptor
Source: RefSeq, a predicted model, not a curated record
AUGUCGACAAACGGACAGAGCAAUGGCACAGCUCAACAUGAAACGGCACGAGCGUCUCUCGCGGCGAGGGAGAUACCUCACAUGGUAUUAGGCGACAAAAGCCAAAAAGGACCCUCAGCAGCACUCGACUCGAAUCCAGAAGAGCGAGCUCGGCUAAGAUUUGCGGUCUCAGGAAAUGCCAUCGUUACUGGUGGAGCGGGAACUCUUGGAUUCGAGGCAUGCAGCGCACUACUUGAACAUGGACUCUCCGGCCUGGUCAUCUUUGAUAUGAGCGUGGAGCAGAACACGACAGCUGUCAAGCUACUUCAAAGUCGAUUUCCCGGGCGAAACAUCGAUGCCUAUCGGGUAGAUGUUACAGACGAUGCUGCAGUCGAAGCAGCCGUUCAAAAAGCCUCCAUGUGGCUCGGGUCCCUGAAUCAUCUCCUUUGCUUCAGUGGAAUCGUUGGCUGCGUACAUUCUAUGGAUGUCAGCGCAGCCGAAUGGCGAAGAGUCGUCGAUGUGAAUACCACGGGCUCGUUCUUAUGUGCGCAGAGUGUUGCUCGAUUGAUGAAAGUACAGAACACCGGCGGCUCCAUCACUUUUACGGCAUCCAUAUCUGCUCAUCGAGUAAACUUUCCUCAACCUCAAGCUGCUUAUAAUGUAAGCAAAGCGGGUUUGGUAACGCUCAAGAACUGUCUUGCCGCAGAGUGGGCUCAACACGGAAUUCGAGUCAACAGCAUCAGUCCGGGAUAUAUGGAUACCGUCUUGAAUGAGGGUGAUGGAUUGGCUACUGCAAGAGCAACUUGGACAGAUCGAAAUCCUACCGGUCGCUUGGGACAGCCUGGUGAGCUGACUGGAGCUGUCGUGCUCCUUACGAGUAAUGCGGGUUCGUACAUCAACGGAGCUGAUAUUGUCAUCGAUGGGGGAGCAAUCGUCUUUUAG